AUUUUUGGCGAUUUUCGUCGACAUUUUUUUUUUCUUCAUUUCUUCGUUCGUUCGUUGGUUUUUUUUUUUGUUUUUAUUAUUAUUAUUCGAAACAAACAGCAUUAUAUAGAUGUAUAUCAAUGAACAACAUCUUAUAUGAACGAAGCGUGCAAGUCCAAAAAGCGCAUAAUGCCGAAAUUCAAUGGAUUAUAUAAAUAUGAAAUGCCAAAAUAAGCCAAAUUGAUCGAUUUAUAAAAAAAAAUUGUAUGUAUAUGUAUAUUCGUGAGAGUGAAUUCGUAACCACCGUAAAUAAAACACCAAAUGAUGGUCAACCAAGUGCGUUAAUAUAUUAACACAGUGUGCUUUUGUUUUUGAGCCGAUGCGAAAACAACCGUGGCCAGCAGCAACGAACAAACGAACCAACCAAAAAACUAUCAAUCGUCGAGAACCAGCCACGAUUGAAUGGCGUAUCAAAAAUGAAUGGUGGUGUUCGGACCUAAUGGCUUUAAUGUGAGCAAAACGGAUUAAUAGCGGAAUUAGAAAGGCCGGAAAACCAAUAAAAAUAUUUAAAAAAAAAAAGAGAAGAAAAUCGUUUGAAAAACAAAACCGACCAUUCAAUGACAUUAUUAAGAGUGAUUAUUAAGUUUUGGGUGUAAAUUUAUGGGAAAUAAAAAGCGAUAAACAAAACUAUUGAGAAGAAAAAAGAAAGAAAGAAAGAAAGAAAACCCAACAACGCCGAAAAGUGAGAAAAAGUUGUGCGUAUGCCGGCCACGACGAUUAUAACAGCAACAGCCACAAUUGAAGACGAACAUCGAACGCAUUGGGACAAAUUGUUGUGAUGAUGGCUAUGCGGAUAAAAUCUAAAGUGCACACCGUCAUUUUCUCAAUUAUCCUAAUUUUAUUGGAGAACUGGGGAACAACAGCCAGCGCACAACAGCAACAGCUACAACAAACAAAAGCGACAGACCAAAAUUUCUACUUUCAAUCGCCGCAAAGGUUCCAGUCACCAUUUCCAGCUUCACGCAAUGGAUUCUUUCCAACGAAUGGAUUGCCAAAUACUGGGCAAAGUUUCCCACAAUCCUUACCACGUAGUCAAUUAGGGGGAGCUAUACAGCAACCACAACAGCAGCAGCAGCAGCAGCAACAGCAAGAUCAGUCAGCAUUUUUCGGCGCCAUACCUGCGAAGAAUGACGGUUCAUCGUCCGAUUACUUCCAAUAUUCCGCAUUUCCGCAACCGGCGGCGCCACCUCGACAGCAAGAGAACUUUUUCCAAGUAUCACCAAGGCCGUUUGCAAUCCAGCCAAAUGGCAAUCAUGGUCUUCAGUUUGUGCGACCACCGAUUGUACCACAAUCACAACAAUACACCGCUGAACAAAAUUUUGGAUUCCCGCAACAACCAUUCCAACAACAGCUAUCCCAACUGUUGCAUCCAAAUGUAGAAAGUUUAGAGCAACGUCAACCACCUGCACUUCAACAGCAGCAGCAGCAACAGCCAAUUCAUCAUCAAAAUACUCCCGUUGGUCGAGCGCCAACGCCAGCGCCAGCGAUAACUAUAUACGAUGCGACGAAAUUCGUGAAGCAAGGCCAAGCGAGCCGUUUAUUGAACAACGAUUCCGCCGUGAAUCAAAGAAGUAGUAAUAACAAUUCGAUUAGAAAUAGUGUAAGAAAGUCAAAUGAAUCCGCAACUAGUCAAGAAGAAAGCAAUGAAAACAAUCGAUUUCCGAACACACGAAAUCGUUUCCAUCCAUUGAGCACCACCAAGCCAAUAGCAACGAGCCGAAACACACCAGCAGUAGCAGCAGCAGCAACGGCAACAACACAAUCAACGACACUUGCACCAGCCACCAUAGCCCCGGCCAGCAAACCAAAUCCACAGCAAAUCACAUCGGAUCAACGUCAAAAUCGUAUACCAAUUUCCACACGCUUUGGAACAUCUCGCGAACAGAACACCAGCAUUCGUAUCAACAAGUUCCUGCGACAGCCAUUGUACACGAGUCGCGAGACCAAUCAACAACAACAGCAACAGCCACAACUCCAGCAGCAAACACUCAAACGCAUCAACAUCACACACAAUGGCAGCACUAACCGCGAUGGUGCUAGCGCAAGUCAAGAGGUAUCGAACAGAACACAUCAAUUGCAGUUGUUGCAACAAGCGCGCCAAAAGAUUCGUGAAUCAUCUGGUGAAACGGUGCGAACACCGGCAAUCCAACAAGGGAUUGUAUCAAGAGCACCGCAAAAAGCGAUCAUUGAAAAUCGGCCAUCGAUCGAAACAACCGACGACGAUGAUGAUGAUGAUGAAGAAGAGGAGGAAUUUUUCUAUGACGAUGAUUCAAUUGACGGUAAAGAUGAGGAAGAAAUUAAAAUGACAACCAAACCGAAAGAUGAGAAUAAACCGGUGAUUUUAACAUCAAACUUCUUUUUGCCCGGCAAACCAAUUCCGAAGUUGGAGCAACACCAUGAAUACGAGAAUCAUGAACCAAACGAUUUAUCAAGCGAUAUUAGCGAAGCAAAUGGCCAGCAAAAAGACAAUGCUGAAGAUGUGAUCGAUUCGGUGCCAGAGGAGGAGGAGGAGGAGGAGGAGCUGGAAACGGAACGAAUUGUAGAAAAAACGACAAAGAAAUUUGUGGUACCAACAACAACAACAGCAACAACAGCAACAACAGCAACAACAACAACGACUACAACAGCAAAAACGACCAGCGCAACAUCACCGAAGUCAGUCACAUUGGAUCCAAAUGUUGAAUAUGAAUACUACGAUGACUACGUGGAUGAGCCAAUAACAACGGAAACCAAGACGAUCCCAAAACCGGUGACCGAACAAGAGGAACAAACAACGACCCAUGAGGAAGAAGAAGAGGAAGAUGAGGUGGUAGAAGAAUAUUCUACAGUUGAUAGUGCUGAAGAGCCAGAAUCGACAGCAAAAACGGUGGAAAAAUCCGUAAAAUCCAAAGUAACAAGCAAUGAACAAAUGGAAACAAGUAUCGAACCAGUUGAAACGUUAUCAGUGAGCACAACGGAACCAGUCGAAAAUACGAGUACAUCGACGGAAGGUCAUUUGGUUGUGGCAUCGGUACAAACAAGUCGAAGCAUAACUGGCGCUCGAUAUUUAACAUUCCCUCAGGUGGAACAAGAAGAAAAGCGACAAUCGUUGAGCGACGCACAAAAAGACGUGAAAAAAUUACACAAAGACAAUGAUUACAGCAACGAAAAUGCUUCAGACGUUGAUUCAAGCGAUUCAAACAAAGCGGAUGAUUUGGUAAAAUCAAGUGAAGAUAAAUCAAAGAAAGCGGUGGCAACAAAAGACGAGGCAGCGGCUACGGCUUCGGCUGCGGUUGCCAACGAUUCAACGGAAGAAACAUCACAAGAGAGUGUUGUGCAAUCGAAAAAUGAAUCCGACGCAUCAAAUUCCGAUGUUGUAAAAAGUCGAACGCACAAAUUGUCAUCAAUUAGUGAAAAAUUGGCACACUUGCACGAAUUAAACGAACCAAAACCGGAGCUAACGACAAAGAGUGUGCCCGUUGUGAUUCGGAAGUUUACACCACGCACAACCAAAGCGCCCGCACGCAAACUACCGAUAACAUCGAAAAAACCUAAUUUUGAUGUUGACGAUGAGUUAGCUAGUUUGUUACCGCCCGGUUUUAAGUACCGAGCUCAAUCAACAACACCAAAAUCCGAAACGACAACCACAAUCGAUGAUCUACUUCAAAAGAUUCAAUUCAAGGAGAUUGCAUUGGAAGGAUUACUGCCAAAAGACUAUAAACCACCACAAAGCGAAAGCAAACCCAAAGCCGAAGAAAAUGCCACCUCAAAUGAACAAUCGGACAUUUCGCCGAAGAUCAAAUUUGAUGAUAAACUUGAAGCACUUUUGCCCAAAGACUAUAAACUAUCGUCGCCACCGUCAACAACAAAGGCACCAUUCCACUUGAGCACGGUCACCGAAGAUAUUAGCAAAUUUUUGCCGCCCGGAUUUAAAUUGCCAAAAGAAAACACCAUCACCACAACCAAUCGACCACAAUUGAAAACAACAAUGGAUGAUAUCAGUAAAUUCCUGCCUCCAGGUUACCGAUUGCCAAAAUCGACCACCACCGAAAAACCAGAAACUACAACACCGGACAAUGGCGGAAGUAGCGAUGAACAGCAUUCUCUGCUGAAUAAACUGUCAUUUAAUGCGGACAUUAGUAGCUUAUUGCCGCCCGGUUUUAAGGCAAACGCUUCGGAAGAUGACUCAGCAUCAAAAGAGAAGACAGAUGAAAAACCGUCAUCAACAAGCAGCAGCAGCAGCAGCAGCAGCGGCAGCGGCGGAAAUCCAGGUUUCAAAUUAGUGUUCCCGAAAGGUAUUGGCAAACGGCCGGGCGUUAGACUGACAACACCAAGACCAUCAUAUGCUGAAAGCCCAACGGCACCAGGAAUUACCAUUCGCAAAGGAUUGCCCACAAGAGCAACGACCGAAUUCACUGGCUGGCCAACCGUGUCCACAACGCCACUGAGCAUCGAAAAGAUUUUCGAACAACAAGGUGCCCAAGCAAUUGAUAUUUCGGAGAUUUUGAAACGAACAUCGUCGAGCACAUCGACAACCAUUGUUACGACAACCACCACCACAACUACAGUUCGACCAACACAGCCCGGUCUAUGCCAUGUGCAAUGCGAUUUGGCUGGUACAAUAAAAAUUGUUGAUGGUGUUAAAUGGAAGCCAGAACUUCUCGAUCAUAAUACGGUGGAAUACAAAAAUUUGGCGAAAGAAAUUGAAAUUCAGUUGAACGAUGUGUACAGUAAGGCUGAUCGCCUUAAGAAAUGGUUCAAAAAGAUUCGCAUCGAUAGUUUCAGUCAGGGAAGUGUACUUGUUGAUUAUUUUGUUGAACUGGCCGAUGUAUCACGUGAUAUAAACACCCAAGAAAUCAAAAAAAUGUUCCACGACGCACUCACCGAGGUGCCAAUGACUGUUGUUCCAUUGAAAAACAAUGCAACCGCAUCGUCAAUGGAUAUGGAACAAAUCAUAGCCGAUUUCCCUGACAAUGCAAAACCAGCCAGAAGCAAUUAUUUAAUGGGAGACUUUAUAUUGGAUCCACUCGCAACCGACUUUAUUGUUAUUCCGAAACAACGAAUAAUACCAACGACAUCGAAUGAGAUCGAACAAUCAAUCGUUCCACAAUGGGCCAUUGCUGUUAUUGUGAUUGGUGCUGGAUCAUUGCUAUUCGUUGUUAUAUUUGGUGCAGCUGUGCUAAUGAAUCGACAAAAACGAUCGAAAAAGAAAGCACCAAUUCCACUGACAGCCGAUAUGUUGAACGAAUUGAACAAAAAUCAUAUGGGUGGCUUCGAAAAUUAUGGCCACGAAGAAUUAUACAUUGAAGAUACAUGGGAUGAUGUAAAACCUGAUUCAAACUUCAAACCAAAACGUUUUGCCAACUCAAGCAGUGACCGAGACGAACGGUUUGACAGUUGGCGUACACAGCAAAAGUACCAAGCGAACGCUGACUAUUAUUACGAUCAAAAGCUGUCGAAGCCACAUUAUUCGCAGAAAUCGUAUCCGUACCCACAGAAUGAUCCAUACAUGGAUAAUUUCCAUCCGCAGUAUCAUCCAUCUUAUUCGACGAGUCACCAUCAUCCGUCGCAUCAAAAUGCGAUGGGACUGUAUACGUACAAUACGCGGCGGUAUAAUCGAGAUUAUGAUCCAGAUUUCUGAUCAUCACCUUACUCCAUCCCUAUCCUCCCGCAAAAGAAAAAAACGCUCUUUUUCCAAUAAUUUUUUUUUAAAUUAUAUUUAUUUAAUGAAUGAAUUUUGAUGCGUGCAUGGGCGUGACUGAGAGAGACUUUAUAAUGCGAUCAACAUUUUUGAUAUUUCGAACGUAUUUCGUCAACACAAAAAUAAGUCGAAAACAAAAAAAAAAACGGAAAAAAAAAAUUGAAAAUAUAAAAACAAUGAAAUGCAAUGAAAUUACAGGAAUUUUUAUGUUAAAUUAACCGGAACAGAGAAAA
Molecule: messenger RNA, 5952 nt
Organism: Sitodiplosis mosellana (orange wheat blossom midge)
Lineage: Eukaryota; Metazoa; Arthropoda; Insecta; Diptera; Cecidomyiidae
Product: putative mediator of RNA polymerase II transcription subunit 26
Exons: 11
Coding region: 818-5659 (1613 amino acids)
Biological process (GO): autophagy; COPII vesicle coat assembly
Source: RefSeq, a predicted model, not a curated record